Phytophthora sojae is the source of this 219-nucleotide messenger RNA. RefSeq lists its product as hypothetical. The record is from RefSeq and is a predicted model, not a curated record. Bases 1 to 219 code for a protein of 72 amino acids. The transcript has a single exon. Lineage: Eukaryota; Oomycota; Peronosporomycetes; Peronosporales; Peronosporaceae.
AUGCGGCGCUUUUUCCUCGUGUUGCUGGUUGUCGCCCUCUUCACGGUCGUCGAUGCUGCUUUGACGACUUCGGUAAGGAAAUUGACCACGCUAAGUACUGACCUCCCCGGCAAGAGGUUAUUAAGAAUUGAGACAAAGAGAGGGAAGGACAGUGGAGGAGGAGAAGAAGAAGGAGCGAGCGAUCACUGCUCCUGGCCUGUCGAAGCUGUCAAAGGUUAA